GAGAGAGAGAAAGAGAGGGAGAGGUAGAAGUGAAGAGAGGAGCAGAGAGACAGGAGACCGGAGCAGAGGUGAUCUUGCCCUCAUUAGUGUCAGGACUACAGGAUGAUUAUGGGUUGACAAGGGAAUGAUGGAAGCAAACAAAGUUCUUCAUUUUGUGCCAUCCGAGGCUCCCUCCUCGGGGAUGGCAAAGAAUGGAUACUUCUAUCAGGAGAUGGAACAGAGGGAGAGAGAAGAACACGAGGAGGGGAGCGAGGAGAGAGAGGAGGGCCAGGACUCUCCCAUCCCAUCAGGAGAUGACAUUCAUCUCUACGGCAGCCAGACACACCAAGGAGGGCCAGAAACUGAUGUCCAUGGCUGUGUGCUGCUUAACACGUCUCGAAGGUACGUCAAGCUGAUGAACUUCGAAGAAGAAGUGCGUGCUCACAGAGAUCUGGAUGGCUUUCUGGAGCGGGCCAGUAUCCUCUUGCAUGAAGACGAGGCGUCUCUGGACGACGUGCUAAAGACAAUGCUCCGCCACGUCUCGCAGGACCCUCACACCGCUGAGCCCGGCUGCAACUUUGAGGAGAUCAUGAGCUCCCUCUUCACAGACGCUGGUUCACAGGAAGUCAAUGACAGGUCGGCGAAUUUCAUUUUCUAUGACAACGUGCAUCUAUUGUCAGAGACGCUGCAGUGUGUGACGGCCACAGCCACGGGGAUCCAGUACCAGCAGUCCUGGCUUUGCAUCCUCUGUAAUGUGAAGAACCUGCAGAGGCGGCACGUGUGUAUCUCACGUCUGGAUCGGCCGCAGAACUGGGGGGAAAACUGCGCUGAGGUCCGUUACGUCAUCCUCAUCCUGGCACCUUCAAAGAUGAAAAGCACUAAGACAGCGAUGGAGCUGGGCAGGACGUUUGCCAGCAUGUUCUCCGACAUCUCCUUCAGACAGAAGCUGCUAGAGAGUAAAACUCAAGAGGAGUUCAAAGAGGCGCUGGUCAUCCAGAGGUACCACCUGACUGCUGCCAAGCGUAAAACCACGGCUGUGGAGGGCGAAGAGACAGACCCACACAGUCAAAAACCACUGAAGUCUGCAGAAUCUGUGUUCUCUCAUCUUGUGUCUCUCUCUCUGCUGUGCAGGGGGCCCUGUUGUAGGGAUUUUUUCAGGGUGGGAAGAGGAAUCUAUGAGGAUCUGUGUCGCCGGCUGCCUCUCUACCCGUCUGACUUCACUGAUGGAUUAGUGGGUAAUAACAAAGCCCUGGUCAAGUUCAUGACGACGUCCAUUUUCCUCUACAUCGCUGUGCUGCUUCCCGCCAUUGCUUUUGGCUCACUGAAUGAUGAGAGCACUCGGGGAGAGAUCGAUGUUCAGAAGACGAUCAUCGGGCAGAGCAUAGGAGGAAUUAUCUACUCGCUGUGCGCUGGCUCUCCUCUGGUCAUUCCUCUAACCACAGCGCCCAUCGCCAUUUUCAUCAGUGUGAUCAGAGGGAUCUGCGAUGAUUAUGAGCUGGACUUUGCAGCGUUUUAUGCCUGCAUCGGCCUGUGGAACAGCCUCUUCCUCAUCAUGGGAGGAGUCUUCAACCUCAGCCUGCUUGUUAAGCUUUUCAAGAGGUCGAUAGAGGAGGUGAUAGCUCUGUUCAUUUCCAUUGCUUUUGUAGCAGACGCAGUUAAGGGCACUGUCAAGAUCUUUCACGAUAAUUAUCACGCCCCCACUCUGGCCAACGGGAGCGCGGCGGAGCUGAACCGCAUCAGCGGCAGUGUCCAUUUAGGAGAGCUGAACCAGACCGAGGCCGGACCCGUAUCUCUCCCAGAAUCCUUCAUUCUGUGCACACGGGCACGACCGCUCCUCUGCCUGCUGCUCAUGAUGGGCACACUGUGGGUGGGAUACACUCUCUACCAGUUCAGGAGAAGUCCAUUUCUGCAUGUGAAGAUGAGAGAGAUUCUGUCUGACUGUGCUCUGCCCAUCUCCGUGCUCGUCUUCUCCUAUGUGGGAUCUUACGUCUUCAACGACAUUGCCUUGCCGGUGUUUAACUUCCAUGAAGGUCCGGUGUUUCAAGUAGCCCCUUUGGAUAAGCUGACAGGAGCGAGUGUCCUCAGUGCGAUGGGUCUAGGCUUCCUCCUCUUUCUCCUCAUCUUCAUUGACCAGAACAUCGUAGUUUCACUCACAAAUGCACCGGAAAACAGGUUACUGAAGGGCACGGCGUAUCACUGGGACCUGACUCUGUCUGGCUUGAUUAAUAUUUUGAUGUCUGUGCUGGGCUUGCCGUGGAUGCACGCUGCCUUCCCACACUCCACUCUGCACGUGCGACAGCUGGCCAUCGUGGAGGAGCGGGUGGAGGGAGGACACCUUUACGAGACUAUAGUGAGUGUGAAGGAGACGCGGGUGACCUCUCUCGUGGCAAACAUCCUGAUCGGUGUGAGUGUGUUUCUGCUGCCGGUGCCCCUGCAGUGGAUCCCCAAACCUGUGCUCUAUGGGCUCUUUCUCUACAUCGCUCUCACCUCCAUCGAAGGCAAUCAGAUGUGCGACCGCAUGGCUCUGCUCCUCAAAGAACAAACGUCGUAUCCUCCCACUCACUACAUCCGCAAGGUGCCGCAGAGGAAGAUCCAUUACUUCACUUUCCUUCAGAUGGUGCAGCUGCUGUUCCUCUGUGCGUUUGGGAUGUACCCGCUCCCGUAUAUGAAGAUGAUCUUUCCUCUGCUAAUGUUUAUCCUCAUACCCAUCAGGAACUGUCUACUGCCCAGGAUCAUUGAGGCUAAGUACCUGGACAUUAUGGAUGCACAGCGCAUGUAAACACAUGUACACUGAGCCUCUGAGCAAAGGACUCUGGGAAUUGUAUUUUUAAAAUGCAAAACUCUGGGAGGAAAACAAACUGAUUCUAAUGUUUAACAGCAGGCAUUCUGGUGAAGCACUGAACUAGUAAGA
Danio rerio (zebrafish) is the source of this 2890-nucleotide messenger RNA. NCBI's taxonomy places the organism in Eukaryota, Metazoa, Chordata, Actinopteri, Cypriniformes, Danionidae. The record is from RefSeq and is a predicted model, not a curated record.